AUGGAUGGCUUGUGUAAGCUCUCCUCCACGGAAAGGGUACAGCUGCUGGAGAAGGAGCUGGCAGAAAAGCUAAGCGAAUUGAAGGCCGAGCUGGGAGAACAGGGCCUCCUUCGGGGACCAGCCAGCUGGGGCUUCAGCUCCGUUCAAAUACCAAAGGAUGUUGCUCACUUCAGACGCGAACGGGAAGCGGCCCUGAAGAGAACCCUCCGGGUGGCGGAGUCCAAGCCCCUUGUUAUUCAGGCAGAUGUCCUGCAGAGGGAGCUAGAGAGCUGCCUGAGGAGAGAGUACACGCCGGAAAACCUUCCUCUGCUCCUGCUGCAGUUUUACACAGAGAGAAUCACACAGCUGGCCCAGAGCAAGUAUUUGCACAUGCUGAGGUGGAAACGGCUUUGCCAGACCAGUAAGACCAUGGAAGAGCUCUACCCUCUCUACAAGGAACAGGUCGGCUACAUCACACUCGAGUUCAGUGACACAGUUCAGAGAGCAGAAAGGCUGUCGGCUGCUCGGGAAAACUUCCUUAUGGGAAGAAACAACCCCCCCAACCUCGUGACUCUGGAAGACCUGGCGAUUUACACCAGGUGGCUCGUGUGUCACCUGCACUCUCUCAGGACCGUUCAUCACUACCUGAAGGCUCUCCAGUAUUUGCCCAUCUCCAAGGUGCUGCAUCUAGCUGAUAAGCCGGUCUCUGAAUUUAUUGAGGAAAAAGAAAAUGUCUGUGUCGCCGACCUUAACUCAGCAUCUCCUGGUCCUGGGGAUGCCAGUGUUUCCGGGCCAGGGAGAACAGAGGCUGCGUCGCUCCUGCCUCAGCACGUGACAGACAGGGACGCGCUAAAACCCCAGCUGCGGCACCUCCUCUCCCAUUUCCACGUCCCCUACGACUUGCAAAAGCUGAGGGACUCGGCCGAAGAGAUGGAACUUUUUUCCUUGGUUUCUCAGAAUUUCCAAAGCAUCUUCCUGGAGCAACAGAGGAUGUGGACGUUCCCAGACUACGAGGCCUGGAGAGCCAAAGUGCAGACGAUGGCUUUGCCGGGGCCUGCUGCCACCCUGAAAAAGAGAGCCAGCUGGAGUCGCUUCAUGAAGGUCAAGCCAAAACGCGAUCCUUGGCAGAAGAAGAUGUUGACCAGACUCAAAGAACGGGGAAGAAUAGAUGAACUAAUGCGACUCCAGUCAAAGUUUCUGAAGAUUUCUGACCCUGUGCAAGUCAUGCAAGGGCUCCAGGAUCACGCUGCAAAGACAGUGAACGUGGCUCCUCAUCACCCGCCAUUCACGAUUUCUCAGGCCCUGCAUCCGGGCACCUAUGACCAUGUCUGGCAGAAUAUUUACAGCAACCCCAAGUUCUACCAGGUAGAUGACAGCCUUUCAGUGGAACCAAGAGACGAUGACCUCGCAAAAACACAUCUCAGCCGAAGUUCCGAUGGCUGUCUCCAGCAGAAAACAGCGACAGGGUACAGCUGUGCUGUGGCCCUACAGCUGCUGGGCCUGAGUGAUGGGACUGAGCCUGACGGGAAUCCUGUCCUGAUGAGAGGGGCCUACUUAUCCUUCCUCUGCCUGCGCCACCUGCGAAUCCGGGACUUACAGCGCAUCUGUUUGGGAGUUCUUAACUUCUUCAGAUCUGUUGAGCGAUCCUUGACAAUUAACACUGCAGGCCUUACCUUGGUUUCGGGAAACCUGGUCCCCACUGCAGGAGAUAGUUCCUGGGUAAAUAUGGCAAAAGGAGGCUUGGGUACCUUGCAAGGCCUAGGAGCUCACCACUACGUCCACGGGACACCUGCUGAGCACAAGGUCCAAGGAGUCCAGUUCUUGGAGUUCUAGGAAGUUCAGAACCAGGACGACUUCUACAGCACCCAAGCUGGCUGUGUCCACACUCAGGACCAGCUCGGCCUGUACGUCAUGUACGAUGACGCCCUGCGGGAUCUGAAGGAGCUGGAGUCGGAGCUGCUGCUCAUCGCCAGCCAUUACAUUGAGAAAGAAAAAAGUCACAAGGAGGAUAGCAAGUCAGAGAGCAGCCAGUGCUGGGGCUGGGCCCAUGGCAGUGUGGACAGGUUCGAGGUGCUGUAUGACCUGUGGACCUGCGAAGCAAACCUUCUAGAAAGCAAACGCCAGCUUCUAGAUAAUUACCUGGAAGCCUACCAGCACACGCUGGACCCCGGGGGGAGGUUCGCCUUGGCGCAAGCAAUGACUGACAUCAUGUACCGACGCCCCAAGUUUGAUCUCGCCCACUCGUAUUUCACCAAGGCCUACCGAGACGACUGCACCAGCCUGAAGCUUCACCUGCAGCUAGCCAGGGCCAUCGGCAGCUACCACCUAGAGCAGCAGCGGGAAUAUGUCCAAAGGCUCUGUCGAGAGGACCACCCCGAGGCUGGAAAGACGUUCGGACUUCCCCUGGACAUAAUUUGCAAGCACUUUGUUGCCUUCGGCAAUAGCUGCCCAGCUACAGAAAACGCCCAUCUGUUGGAGGUCCACCCGUCCCUUGGCCUGGUUGGGCUCAUCCCGGAAGCUCUGGAGCACGUGUUGCGCGAGGCUCGCCACGCCCACAAGCCUGCGUCCCCCAGCAGGCUCGCCCAGCUGGAGAAACGCGUCCUGCAGCUUGCCCUGGACCUGUGGCUCACCCCAGCCAAGGCCGAGGCCUGGUACAGCGCGCAGCUCCACAGAGAUCUCUUCUCAGCUAAUGUGAUGGGUGAUCCCUUUCUCGUGGAGGAGGUGGGCCUGCUUGCACUCAGGUCUGCGGUGGACAAGGGACAGGAAGAGGGCCAAGAUUUCCACACCCUGCUCCUGGAGACAUUUUCCAAACUUCUGGAAGUCCUGACCCUCCGUCACCGGCUGAUAGAAGCGAGUGUGGAGAGCGCACACUUGGCUGGGCUGUACAAGGAAUUGGCACAGGAGAUGGGUUUUGAAGAAUCCCAUUUGUAUCUGAGGCCUGUUCCCUUUGAGUUUGCGUCACACAAGGACAGGGUGGAACCACCCCUUCCGGUCUUUAUCACUUCUCUGCUGGAGGACAGCAGCCGAAUAGACAGGUACUCACCCUCCACCCUCUCCUUAGCCAUCUCUGAGCUGGAUGAUAACCAAAUCGGCAAAUUCAGCUUUUAUACAAAAGAAACCAUCCUCAAGCUCUUGUUCCAUUCUGGAGUGGAAAAUAUGCAAGUGACCCUCGCAUGUCAAACUGUACAGAAAAAUGCUUUGAUGGUGGCCAUUCAACAGACAUCUUUCUAUCAUAUCCCUGGAGUGGACAGCCCUGUUGAUAUCAAGGAAGUGCGUUCAGAUCUGAGGCAUCAUGGCGGAAUGAGUUCAACCAGAAGAAGAGAGUCCAGAGCUGCGAAUGGCACAGAGCGCUUGCUCUUAGCCCCGACUCCAAAAGCCCCCGACACCCUUACCCAUUCUUCAGAAGGAUUUAAGACUUCUAAAAGCACUCCAGAGGCCUUCCUAUCUAUUCAGCUAGAAAAGGCGGGCUUGCGGGACAUGAUGCUGAACAGCUUCCUGCAGAGGAAACAGACGAUGGCCGACAGGACACAGAGCCCCGAUGACAUUGAAAAAGUCAAGAAGGAACUAAUAGUUGAAUAUUGCCAAAAGUUGAACCACCGCACUUCCCACUACGCCCUCCGGGGUCAAAUCAUGGCGUACUGCAACAGCCUGAGAGUCCUGCUAGAAGACUUUCCUACCAUCAGGGACACCUUCUUCAUGGUGGGACAACCAAAUGAAAAGAAGGGCUUGAAGGACUCCAGUGGGGAACUCAAGGCUGACCCCAGGCGUUUUCAGCCUAGGCCUCGGAGUGUGCUGUCAGCUGAUGGAAGACGCUUCCUCAACUUAUGGUUUAUUCCCCAUCCUUCCGAAGUGCUGUUUAUGUUCAAAACUCUGCCAGAGGAGGAAGCUUUCAGAGCCCUGAAGCUGACUCUCCAGGUUGUAGCUCCUCUCCACGACAUUGUGGCCUACCUUUUCGGUUUUGCCAAACUUGGCAAUUGCCCAGCACGCUUCGACUUUCCUCUGAGUCCUAACCCUUCGAGGAGUGACUGGGGAGGAGCCGAGGGCAUUGGGACUGAGCUCCAAGAGCUGCAGAAAAUGAUUGACAGUCUCCAGAACCCCCAGGACCCCAGCCAGGUGGCUGAGGCCCUCCUCCUGCGCAGGGAGGUGACGUUGCUCCGGUUUGAUGCUGCGGUGAGACAUCUCCACCGAACAUUUUUGGCAGUGGGAAAUGCUCCCGCCUACCAGUCUGUCGCAGAGGGCCUGUGCCACGGCUUGCCACCACUGAGCAACUGUCUCAGGAAGAGCAUCUUCUCUUCACAGCUCAGCCUGCCCCAGCCGCUGGAUCCUUGGAGCCUCGAAGCGUUUGUGCUGUUCCCGUGGAGGGCGUUUCUGGAAGAUGGUGGACCGUUUCCAGUUACAAGCAGCCUCCCGAACACCUUGGAGUAUGACAUGCAGAUGUGUCUCUGCGGGCUGAGUGACCGUGACCGCAAAGUGGCCCAUGGAGAGCUGGUGGGUGUGCAGAUGCUAAUGGAAGACGUACUUCUGAGCAGCCGUCACGUGAGCAGGAAGGGCCCCCCCACAUGGCAAGCAGAACCGGAGACUACACAGCCAGAUUGGCCCAAACUGCCAGAACUCUGCCGGAAUCAGUUGGAAAGUCACCCGACGGCCUCCACACUGCUGGAUGGCCCGGGUGAUAUGGUGGCAUCUCUUGCCCUGCUAAAGUCCUUCCUUAUCCUGUGGAAGCAGCUGGAAGUGCUAAAGGAACACUGGGGCCGACUCAAGCUUCGAGGCCAGGACGUCGACUCUGGGCCCCUCCACAAGCAGUUCUCAGAGCUCUAUGAAGCUGACAUUUUCUACCCCAGCAUGAAAGCUUUGGCCAGGCAGAUGGGUAAAGAAGAUGAAUUUGAAGGACUUAUAGUAAGAAGCCAGUCUAUUCUUCCCCCAAAAGGAGCCUCAGAAAUUGAAAUAAAAACUCAGCAGCUUCAGAAACUUCUGGAAAGUUUAGAAAUUCAUAUGAUCCAAGAAGUACUGAGAAAAGUUCAUCAAGAGAUGACACUGUUUCUAUCAGAAAAGUCCAAGGAGGAGUCUACCCUCCCAACAGAUCUUUGGAAACACCAAGUCAUGAAAGAAAACUUCUCAGUUGGGAGGCCCCAGAUAGUUGAGAGAUUUGUACAGAGAUUAAUGGACAAUUCCCAAAGUAAUGGACCUGAGAUCACUUUCAGGAGGGAGCACCUUGAAGCCUGCCUCCUCUCCUUGGGUUGCGAUGUGAUGGCAAGAGAACGCAGCAACUUCGAGACCUACUCCAUGUGUUACGAGCAUGUGCUGCAACACGCCAGGGAGAAGCUCAGCCAGAAGGAGCAGGAAGCAGACUUGCUUCGAGAAAGUCAAGUUCCUCCUGAAGACUGUGUUGGCCAGGUUGCAGAUCUCAGUCACGACAUGAUCAUGGAAAUCACUGCUCUGAGAGCGAAGCUCACCGACCUGGAAGAGGAGAAUCUGGAUCUGAAGAACCAGAUUAGGAAAGAAGUCCAGGAAGAAUACAGAGCGUUGGUGCAGGCUUUGUUUAUGAGCUGUUCACACAUAAAGGAGCAGCUGGACAAAAACCAGUUUGAUUUGAUCCAGAAAGUGCGUGAGCUCAUCGGGGAAGUGAGAGCUGAAGGGAUUGCCAGCGUGAAGCAGCUAAAGAAAACCUGGGGCUCUGCCAGACCUGGGGAAGGAACGAAAGAGAACACAGCCAAAGAGCAGCUGCAUGCCUUGGAGCCGGACAGCAGCAGCACCCUGACUGCUCUAGUGUGCAAAGCUCGGAGCCUGGGCCGCUGGCGUCUGGCUGUGCAGCAGGCACACUUCAGCCGUCAGUUGAGCAGAGCAGAGAAGGAAUCUAUUCACAGGAAAAAGGAGUGCUUGAGAAUCAAGCUAAUGGCAGAGCAAGAAGUGGCUUUACUUCAGCAGCAGCUGCUGGCUGCCAGGCAGGCCCUGACCAAAGCUCAGACUGACAACAGGAAGCUGUGGAGGCAGCAGAAUACCCAGGCUCAACUGCUGAGGGAGCUGGAACAUAGAGUGACUCAAGACUCUGUCACUCGGCAGCAACUGGAUAUCAUCAAAACAUCCGGCAUGGAGAAGCUCCUAGAAGACGUACAGCAAAAAGAACAACAACUGCAGCUCCUGACAGAAGAGGCCAAGCAGACUUCCAAACUAGGCCAGCUGCAGCAGAAGAAGUUGGACAGAGACCUGAGGCAGAUGAGAAGCCGGCUCGCGCAGGAGCGCAGUGUGAAGCUGGAGGCCUUCCAACGAGUGCAGGAGCUAGAGAGUCAGCUUCAGGACACCGAGCAGCCAUCUGUCCAGAUGGGCUCUCCAGGCGGUCUUAUAUCCCAAACCCACUGCUGCCUAAAUUCUGCUUCAACAUUAUCCAGAUACUCUCACCAACAGUUUUUAAAGACUAAUCUUCUGGGCAGUAAAAUGACAAGGAUUCAAAGACCCAAGACUGUACCAAUUAAACACAACAAAAGGACCAAAGGUGGCUCUCUACCUAGUGUGGCAGAAAGUGUUCAACUGAUGACAUUUCAAGCCCAAACAGCUCCAUCCAGAAUUUCAUUCAGACCUGAAAGGUAA
Messenger RNA from Psammomys obesus (fat sand rat), 6564 nucleotides. RefSeq lists its product as uncharacterized. The record is from RefSeq and is a predicted model, not a curated record. NCBI's taxonomy places the organism in Eukaryota, Metazoa, Chordata, Mammalia, Rodentia, Muridae. The transcript has 46 exons.